Cryptotermes secundus is the source of this 1753-nucleotide messenger RNA. RefSeq lists its product as uncharacterized. The coding region runs from base 699 to 1595 and encodes 298 amino acids. The transcript is spliced from 2 exons. The record is from RefSeq and is a predicted model, not a curated record. Lineage: Eukaryota; Metazoa; Arthropoda; Insecta; Blattodea; Kalotermitidae.
GCCGACCAUGAAGGGACAGCCAGAGCCGCCAUUCUGUGUCUACUAUGCUGUUCAAGUGUAAUCGCAGAGAUAGGAACCAUCCCAGAUUUGGACAAGGGACUUGUAUUUCUCCGAGAACGGGAACUAUUAGUUACUGGAAACUAUUGGAAUCUGGUGAUAAAUCUGGAUGUCCAGUGGUACCAAACUGCCCUGCAGUACAUCGAGCAAGUUUUCACUCAUUUAGAAUGGAGCCGGAGUCAACGUGCCCAACAAAACAAAUUCAUAAAUUGGGAAGAAGUGGAACAGGCACGCGUUGCCGUGGAUCAAGUAAAUCAGGAGCUACGUACCCUUUCCAAGUUGUUACCCGUUCCGACGGAUGCUGAUUUAACCCCCCGACGGAAAAGAGGAUCAAUUAAUAUAGGAGGGGAAGCCCUUAAAAUCUUGUUUGGGAUAGCAACCACUCAGCAAUUGCAGGAAGUGCAUGACACGGUGGAAGGCAUUAAAACAAGGGAAGGUGACGUCAUUCAUGCAGUUCAGAAACAGUUAACUUAUCUUAAAUCAGUAGAUAAAACAGUUUCCCAGAAUGCAGUUGACUAGCAGCAGUGGCCCGCAUUCUUAAAAAUGUUGUUAGUAACGCCUUGAAAAAUAAGAAAACUUGGAAUAAUACUACUAGAAAUUUAGAAAAUUUGAUAAGUUACAGAGCAAAUAUUUCACGCGUUAUGCGCGAAUUGGACUUUAUGGUUGUACAAUUGCAACAAUCCGUGAUGCGCUUACAGGAAGGGUUAGAAACUAGCGCCACGGGAAGGUUAUCUUCAGUUUUAAUUCCCCCACAUAACUUAUCAAUGAUUUUGCAGCAAGUAAUUUUGAAGUUACCACAGGAUGUUUCAUUGAUUGCUGGAUUUACUAUUGACAAUAUGUAUAUUUACUAUGAAGUUGCAAAAGUGCAGGCUUAUGCCACGACGACCGCCAUUCGACUCGUAGUGCGAAUUCCUUUACGAGGUGCAGAUCGAGUCAUGACCCUUUUUAGGAGUGUACCCCUACCAGCUUAUUCCGAGGUAUUAAAGAGACAUGUUCAGAUAGAACCAGAAACAUUGUACCUGGCAGUGACCGAGAAUGGGCAAUACUACUCACUUUUAACGACGGCAGACUUACAGCGAUGCAAACUUGGCAUAUUUGCCAUUUGUGAAGCCACCUUUCCAUUCAUACAUAAGACUCGAGCAUCUUGCUCUUCAGCUUUGUAUUUCGGUCAGGCAGAAUUCGCCCAUGACCUUUGUCGAAAGCAUAUUCUUAAUGAAAACUUUAAUCCUGUAUGGCUUCAAGCUAAGGGGCCUCACCCCUUUUGGAUAUAUAGUCUGCCCUCGCCAACAGUUGUUACAAAGAAAUGUAAAGUAAAUGGAACUACUCAGAGUUCUAAUUUGGAAUUGUCCCAUACUGGCACGUUAACGGAAGAUACACACUGUCAAUUUUACUCGGAAGCUUUUGUUUUGUUACCGGUAUCGGAUGGAUACACCAACGUGACGAUCACCGGCAGUCAGAUAUUCCUACCCCACCUGCCCGAGCUGAUAUCGCCCGGAGAGCGCGACCAGAUUAUGCUCGAUGAGACACAAACACAUUGAGCGCUGGCGGCCUUGGAAACCAUCGCCAGGCGGAGCUCACCUAACCAGCAGCAGUCGUACGUGGAACUACGAGAACUAUUGGCAAACAUGGCCAGUAAUACAACGACUACCAGUCAAACCACCUGGGUAUAUGCACUAGUAACCAUCAGCAUUAUAGU